Molecule: messenger RNA, 647 nt
Organism: Rhipicephalus microplus (southern cattle tick)
Lineage: Eukaryota; Metazoa; Arthropoda; Arachnida; Ixodida; Ixodidae
Biological process (GO): negative regulation of DNA-templated transcription
Molecular function (GO): DNA binding
Source: RefSeq, a predicted model, not a curated record
GCUCCUAGUCAAGAUCAGAGAAGGCUCCAGUAGAUACAAAAGUGCAGAGCCUACUGCUCAGUCCCACAGCCCUGGCACCCCUCUGCCACACAGCAUGGACAUCACUCUUCCAGCAGUUAGCAGCACACCAUCCCCCCCUUCAUCACCCACCAGAGAGUGCCCACAUUCUCCCUUGAAGGCGCAAGCUGGUGCAUCAGGCGGUAGCUUGGUUGACAUUGGACAAGGGCUGCGAAUUCCGCUGGAAACAUGGCGUCGUGUGCAGGCUCGGGACAAAGAUUCUUUGUUCAUUAAGGAUCUGCUGGUGACAAUCUGGGAUCCAGCUCAGCUACAAGGACGAUCAUUGCAAGGCAAGCAUUGUCCUCGUUUCCCAAAUCGGCCGAGAAAGGAUCCAUUGACACCAUGGAAGGUGUCUGUCAUGCGAACCUGCUACAAGCGUCGCUUGGAAAAGCAAGGUUUCCCAGACAGUGCGGUCCAAACGCUCAUGAAGCGAAUGAACCAUUAUGUUGGAGAGAAAAUCGCAGACAUCGACAAGAUGGCAAAGAGGGUGCAGCGUGACUAACCAAUGUGGCUGUAGCAAAGUGCUGGACCUGCAUGGCAAGAUACCGCAUAUUAUGUUUGUAAAUAAAAGAUGUUCUGUUUUACAAUAA